Molecule: messenger RNA, 951 nt
Organism: Debaryomyces hansenii CBS767
Lineage: Eukaryota; Fungi; Ascomycota; Pichiomycetes; Serinales; Debaryomycetaceae
Gene: EAF3
Product: Eaf3p
Exons: 1
Coding region: 1-951 (316 amino acids)
Biological process (GO): chromatin organization; regulation of DNA-templated transcription
Cellular component (GO): nucleus; Rpd3S complex; NuA4 histone acetyltransferase complex
Source: RefSeq, a predicted model, not a curated record
AUGUCAGGAGACGAUGCUGCAGUGUUUAAGCCAAAUGCACGGGUGCUAGCUUAUCAUGGACCGCUAAUUUACGAAGCUAAGGUGAUAAAAAUUCAUGAAAAAAAUAAGACGUUUAUUGAAGAUGGAGAAGGAAAGCACCAACCUAUUGAAGGAGGUAACUUACCCGAAGAAUACUACAGCGUGAACGCGUAUUUUGUGCAUUAUAAAGGAUGGAAGGCCAAGUGGGAUGAAUGGGUUGGACCAGACAGAAUAUUGGAAUACAAUGAGGCCAACGUCCAAGCACAAAAAGAAUUAAAAGAACAACUUACGAAGGCAAAGAUUAAACCUAAGGUCAAGGCAGAGCCCGCGGUGGCAUCAACAGGUACUAAGAAAAGAGGCAUGCCUGUUUCUAGUGCCUCCACAGUCACUAAGAAAAAGAAGACAGACCCCAAUCGUGUCAACGAAGUUUCUAUUUUUAUGAAGCCCGAGUUGAAGUAUAUCUUGGUGGACGACUGGGAAUUUAUCACCAAGGAAAGAAAGAUAAUAAACAUACCCAGCUCGCGACCGGUGACAGUUAUACUCAACGACUAUUUACAAUCCAAGAAGGACCAGGAUACCAGCCACCAGACAAUGGACGUGAUAAAUGAGAUAAUGCAAGGGUUAGAGUUGUACUUCAACAAGUCUCUAAGCUUGAUUUUGCUCUACAAGUUUGAAAGAUUACAAUACAUGAAUCUCCUUAAGGAACAUGGGGACGACUUGCGGCCGUCUGAAUUAUACGGAGUCGAACACUUAUUAAGGCUCUUUGUAGCAUUACCGGGGUUAAUUGCCCAAACUACUAUGGAUUCCGUGAGUAUCAAUGUGUUAGUCAAGCAGAGUAAGGAUAUACUCGAGUUUAUAACUGAUAACAUGUCGGUGUAUUUAAAUGAUUAUGUAAAUGUUAGUCCGGCUUAUGAUAGUUUAGCUAGGUCCUAA